Molecule: messenger RNA, 1701 nt
Organism: Penicillium alfredii
Lineage: Eukaryota; Fungi; Ascomycota; Eurotiomycetes; Eurotiales; Aspergillaceae
Product: dolichyl-P-Glc:Glc1Man(9)GlcNAc(2)-PP-dolichol alpha-1,3-glucosyltransferase ALG8
Exons: 7
Coding region: 1-1701 (566 amino acids)
Biological process (GO): protein N-linked glycosylation
Cellular component (GO): endoplasmic reticulum membrane
Molecular function (GO): dolichyl pyrophosphate Glc1Man9GlcNAc2 alpha-1,3-glucosyltransferase activity
Source: RefSeq, a predicted model, not a curated record
AUGAUCACAAGGUCUUCGACGGAGAUCACAGAUACUGGAGACGACGCGAGUAGUGAUCCACCCAACCACGACAGCGAUCACGCAGAGUCGAGCUUCCUUGGCAAUGGCAGCGGCGGACGGGGAAACGUCAAAGAAGUGAUGCAGCUGGACACUAUUAAGAAUAGUAUGGCGGACUCCAACAUCCAAGCUCCAAUGGCUGAACUUUAUCCUUCAUUGGCACAAUGUGCCAUCGUUGCAGCCGCCUUGAAGGUGCUGCUCUUCCCCGCAUACAAAUCAACUGAUUUUGAGGUCCACCGCAACUGGCUCGCCAUUACAAAUUCCCUCCCUGUUCAAGAAUGGUACUACGAGAAAACCUCAGAAUGGACUCUCGACUACCCACCAUUUUUCGCGGCAUUCGAAUGGAUACUGUCGCAAGCUGCAUCUUAUGCUGACCCAGCUAUGUUGGUUGUGAAGAACAUUGGCUAUGAUUCAUGGCAGACAAUCUACUUUCAGAGAACGACGGUCAUUUUGACUGAACUAGUUCUUGUCUAUGCGCUGAGCCGAUUUGUCCGACCCGUUCCUCUCCCGAACAAGCAGGCGGCGCAUGUGGCCAGUCUCUCGAUCCUGCUCUCCCCCGGUCUCUUCAUCAUCGACCACAUUCACUUCCAGUACAACGGGGCAAUGUAUGGCAUUUUGAUUCUUUCAAUUGUCCUGGCCCGCAAGCAGUCGACUCUCCUCUACAGUGGUAUUUUAUUCGCCGUCCUGCUUUGUAUGAAGCAUAUCUAUCUCUACCUAUCACUCGCGUACUUCGUCUAUCUGCUUCGUGCCUAUUGCCUCGACCCUAAGUCGGUUCUGCGACCACGUUUUGGGAAUACCAUCAAGCUUGGAGUUAGUGUGCUGAGUGUCUUCGCGAUUGCAUUCGGUCCCUUCGCCCAGUGGGGUCAAUUGCUACAACUCAAGGACCGACUUUUCCCGUUCUCGAGAGGCUUGUGUCACGCGUACUGGGCACCCAAUGUCUGGGCGAUGUACUCGUUUACGGACCGGGUUUUGAUUCCAUUUGCGCCGCGGUUGGGACUUUCGGUGAACCAAGACGCACUUAACAGUGUCACCCGGGGCCUUGUGGGAGACACUUCUUUUGCCAUUCUCCCCGAAGUCACCAAGGAGCAGACGUUCCUGUUGACAUUUAUAUUCCAGUUGAUUCCCCUAGUCAAGCUUUGGUUUCGACCUGACUGGGACACCUUUGUCGGAGCAAUUACCCUCUGCGGCUACGCAUCGUUCCUGUUUGGGUGGCACGUCCACGAAAAGGCCGUCCUGCUGAUCAUCAUUCCGUUCAGCCUGAUUGCCCUUAAGGAUCGCCGCUUCUUCAGUGCAUUCCGACCAUUGGCUGUGGCAGGCCAUGUGUCAUUGUUUCCGCUACUCUUCACGGCGGCCGAGUUUCCACUGAAAACGGUCUACACGGUUCUGUGGCUGGUGUUGUUUUUGUUCGUAUUUGACCGAGUAGCGCCUGUUCCAGAACGACCACGUAUCUUCGUCUUCGACCGCUUCUCCCUACUUUACCUCACCAUCUCAAUCCCCCUGAUUGUUUAUUGCUCGCUGGUGCACCAGGUGAUCUUUGGGUUCGACCGGUUGCAAUUUUUGCCCCUGAUGUUCAUGAGCAGCUAUUCUGCCCUGGGAGUGCUUGGAAGCUGGGUGGGGUUCAUGGUUGUCUACUUCACAGCAUAG